AUGCCCUUUGGCGGUUCAGGUGCUGCUAACAACCCAAACAAUGGGUACGUCGUACCGCAACCCCCAGACGACACAGUGUCUCGCCUACGCUUCUCCCCUGCAAGCACCGGCGACAUCUACCUCAUCGCCUCAUCCUGGAACGGCUCGGUGCGCUGCUGGAAAGUGAACCCAAAUCAAGGCUUGGCGGUCGCUGUGUCCAUGACCGAGCAAGGGGCCCCUGUUCUUGACUGCGCGUGGGCAGCGGACGGGUCCACUGUUUACUGCGGGGGCGCGAGCAAGAUCGUCAAUAGUUGGGACUUGGCCACGGGCGCUACUACCAUUGUCGCCGCUCACGACGAGCCCGUGACUCAAGUUUGCGACGUGGAGGAGAAGAAAUUGCUUGCCACCACUUCUUGGGAUAAGACGCUGCGCUAUUGGGACGUCCGCGCACCGACUGGAUCGCCGGUGGGCUCUGUGCCUCUCGCUGACCGUGCUUACGCCAUGGAUGUCAAAGAGCCGACUGUUGUUGUCGGUCUGGCGGAUCGGAAGCUUGUGGUCUUUGACGUACGAAAGCCGGCGACUCCGUUCAAGGAGAAGUACACCUUGCACAAAUAUCAGACGCGCUGUGUAUCGAUAUGGCCGGAUAGGAUGGGAUACCUUGUCGGCAGCGUUGAUGGACGAGUUAGUGUGGAUUACGUUCAGGAGCUGGAGCCAGGGGCAAGCACAUCGUUCUCAUGUCAUCGAGAUAAGGCAAAUCGUGUUGGCUAUGCGAUCCACGCUAUUCGUUUCCACAAGCCCUCCGGGAUGUUUGCAACUGCGGCGAGCGAUGGUCGGUUUUCAUUUUGGGACAAGGAUAGGAAGGAACGAGCGAGGACGAGGCGGUUCGAGAAGAUGAACGGCCCAGUUACCGAUAUUGACUUCGCUGCGGACGGCAAGACGUAUGCGUACGCGGUAGGGUACGAUUGGACCAAGGGAGCGUCAGGGAAUGUGACAAGCCCAGACCAGACUUACAUCAUACUCGAUAGACUUGGAGAUGGGGAGCUCGACUCGAAACCAAGCGGUGGACGUGGUCGUGGGAGAGGGAGAAGAAGAGGGGGCGGUUCACGCAGGUAA
Molecule: messenger RNA, 1092 nt
Organism: Chondrus crispus (carragheen)
Lineage: Eukaryota; Rhodophyta; Florideophyceae; Gigartinales; Gigartinaceae
Product: WD40 repeat-containing protein
Exons: 1
Coding region: 1-1092 (363 amino acids)
Biological process (GO): transcription-dependent tethering of RNA polymerase II gene DNA at nuclear periphery; RNA export from nucleus
Cellular component (GO): nuclear pore
Molecular function (GO): ubiquitin binding; RNA binding
Source: RefSeq, a predicted model, not a curated record